This is a messenger RNA of Bemisia tabaci, 320 nucleotides long. The record is from RefSeq and is a predicted model, not a curated record. Lineage: Eukaryota; Metazoa; Arthropoda; Insecta; Hemiptera; Aleyrodidae.
UGCUUCCGCUCCGUUUUUAAGUUUAAUCGUUUUGUCCUGUGAUAUUAGUCGAUUAUUUUAAGAAAAUGUCCCGUGUUUUUAGAACUAGUCUCCAUUGCUUCCUCGGGUUGCUGUCUCUCGGGGUCUUCACCGAGGCGAACCUUUUCAGCAACAGCAGCCUCGAAGGACCCAACGUCUGCACACGACAAGAAUCGUAUACAACGACUGUUCGAGUAUCGAAACACAAACCUUAUCAAGUGCGAGAAUACGGGUUUUGUUUGAAUUUCCCACCUCGAUGCUCCAAGUAUAGGAUCAAGUUCAAAACUGAAUACGAAACCCAG